UAGAGAGCGCGGCUCUGCUUUAUCCCACCCCUGCCUCCCCUGGGCUCCCGCAGACAAAAGUAAUUAGGUUGAGCUUUUAAUCACAGCUGGUUUCACAGGCAGGCGGACAAGGAAGAGCAGAGCGGAGAAAGGCAGAAAUUCUAGGGACACAGUGUGAUGGUUCACAGGCAGUGCCUCCCUCUGGGACCCCCUCCAGCCCCCACAGACUUCUCCGUCAGUAAUCUGUUUUUCUUGUCUCCCUCAGGACACUGGGUUCCCUACCAGCCGCCCCAGGCUUAAUGAUUGUCCAGAAGGUGGCUAUAAAGGGAGCCUGGGAGGCUGGGUGGAGGAGGGAACAGAAAAAGCCUAACUCAGCAGAUCUGGUGACUGAGAGAGCCACAGGCAGGAGCUGUCGUCGGAAGCGCUGUGUCCCGGCCAGCGGGGCCUGCUCCCUUCCACCAUGGCCGCCCAAGGCUACGGCUAUUACCGCACCGUGAUCUUCUCAGCCAUGUUUGGAGGCUACAGCCUGUACUACUUCAACCGCAAGACCUUCUCCUUUGUCAUGCCGUCGUUGGUGGAGGAGAUCCCUCUAGACAAGGAUGACUUGGGGCUCAUCACCAGCAGCCAGUCGGCAGCCUAUGCCAUCAGCAAGUUUGUGAGCGGGGUGCUGUCUGACCAGAUGAGUGCCCGCUGGCUCUUCUCUUCUGGGCUGCUCCUGGUCGGCCUGGUCAACGUAGUCUUCUCCUGGAGCUCCGCGGUCCCUGUCUUUGCUGCUCUGUGGUUCCUCAAUGGCCUGGCACAGGGGCUGGGCUGGCCUCCAUGUGGGAAGAUCCUGCGGAAGUGGUUUGAGCCAUCUCAGUUUGGCACCUGGUGGGCCAUUCUGUCAACCAGCAUGAACCUGGCCGGAGGGCUGGGUCCCAUCCUGGCGACCGUCCUCGCCCAGAGCUACAGCUGGCGCAGCACGCUGGCCCUGUCGGGGGCGCUCUGUGUAGCUGUCUCCGUCCUCUGCCUCCUGCUCAUCCACAACGAACCUGCUGACGUUGGGCUCCGGAACCUGGACCCCACCCCCUCCAAGGGCAAGAAGGGCUCCCUGAAGGAGGAGAGUACCCUACAGGAGUUGCUGCUGUCCCCCUACCUGUGGGUGCUCUCCACGGGCUACCUUGUGGUAUUUGGAGUCAAGACCUGCUGUACUGACUGGGGCCAGUUCUUCCUUAUCCAGGAGAAAGGACAGUCCGUCCUCGUGGGUAGCUCCUACAUGAGUGCCCUGGAGGUUGGCGGCCUCGUAGGCAGCAUCGCAGCUGGCUACCUGUCAGACCGGGCCAUGGCAAAGGCAGGGCUCUCCAUCUAUGGGAACCCUCGCCAUGGCCUGUUGCUGUUCAUGAUGGCUGGCAUGACCGUGUCCAUGUACCUCUUCCGGGUCACCGUGACCAGCGACUCCCCCAAGGAUGUUGCUUUCUGGACUCCAGCUCUUCACCCUCUCGCUGAGCUCACAGGCUUUACGGAGCAUGAGCUCUGGAUCCUGGUGUUGGGAGCUGUGUUUGGUUUCUCUUCCUACGGUCCCAUUGCCUUGUUCGGAGUUAUAGCCAACGAGAGUGCUCCUCCCAACUUGUGCGGCACCUCCCACGCCAUUGUGGGGCUCAUGGCCAACGUGGGCGGCUUUCUGGCCGGGCUGCCUUUCAGCACCAUUGCCAAGCACUAUAGCUGGAGCACAGCCUUCUGGGUGGCCGAAGUGAUCUGUGCAGUCAGUACAGUCGCCUUCUUUCUGCUACGGAACAUCCGCACCAAGAUGGGUCGAGUGCCCAAGAAGGCUGAGUGAAGAGGUGCCUGUGCAUCCUCUCCCACCUGUGGCCCUUCCCCUGCACGGGGCUGGAGAGGUGCGGGGCGGGGAGAAAGUGGGGCUGCUCCGGCUACCACAAAACCUAGGAUUGCCUUUUUUUUGCUCCUUCUCCCUCGCCCAGGUGGCGCUGGACGUUAUCAGUGGCUAAUGUGGUCCCAGCUCCCCAUCCUGUGGUCUAUUUAAAAGGCAACUUUUGUUCUUGGACUCCAUUAGCUCCUAUUUCCUGCCUUCAAACAGGAAACCCCUACAGUGAGGGAGUCUCCUAUACCCUUCUUCCUCUCCUGGGCCCCGCCCCGCCCCCACCCCAUCUCAUCCCAUCCCCACGAGAGGGGAGGCUCCUCUGGCUCACCCUCCUGCAGGGCACCAAUCGGCCAUGAUUUCUGCCCUGAGGCCUCCCAGCACAGGGUGACGGCUUGUGCCAAUACCUCAGAUUCCAGGCAGAGAGGAGGCUGUCAUUCUCACCAGUACCCUGGGAAGUCGGAAGUCGGGCCUGGGUGGGAGGGAGACUUGAUAAAGAGAUUAAAACUAGAUUUGAUACUAAA
Messenger RNA from Hyaena hyaena (striped hyena), 2358 nucleotides. RefSeq names its product solute carrier family 37 member 4 (gene SLC37A4). Gene Ontology annotation, molecular function: glucose 6-phosphate:phosphate antiporter activity. The record is from RefSeq and is a predicted model, not a curated record. Gene Ontology annotation, cellular component: endoplasmic reticulum membrane. Gene Ontology annotation, biological process: phosphate ion transmembrane transport; glucose-6-phosphate transport. The transcript has 9 exons. Lineage: Eukaryota; Metazoa; Chordata; Mammalia; Carnivora; Hyaenidae. Bases 440 to 1795 code for a protein of 451 amino acids.